GUAUGGCGGAUACGAAUUGGCACGCGAAUUAAACUGGAAACACGCAAGACACUUCAAAAAGACACCAAUUAAAGAAUGGACAGUAAAUGGUAAACGAGCUGGCCAGUAUACAAGGUCACAUGGACUAUCGUUUGUUCGUAUUUAUGAUGCAGGACAUGAAGCACCAUUUUACCAACCAGAGAAUUCCUUGUACAUGUUUGAUAAAUGGAUAUACAUGUAG
Ambispora gerdemannii is the source of this 220-nucleotide messenger RNA. The record is from the annotation of a GenBank genome assembly. NCBI's taxonomy places the organism in Eukaryota, Fungi, Glomeromycota, Glomeromycetes, Archaeosporales, Ambisporaceae.